This is a messenger RNA of Gigantopelta aegis, 535 nucleotides long. RefSeq lists its product as uncharacterized. NCBI's taxonomy places the organism in Eukaryota, Metazoa, Mollusca, Gastropoda, Neomphalida, Peltospiridae. Bases 32 to 487 code for a protein of 151 amino acids. The record is from RefSeq and is a predicted model, not a curated record. The transcript is spliced from 3 exons.
CCAAUCACCACUAUUUGAAUAUAUUGGAAUCAUGGCAACUAGUGACAUCAGUUUCCAGUCUCAACACACAAUCAAUGGAAAUGACGCUUACAAGUGUCAUACGGAAUGCCCCGAUACAACAGAUUUGAUUGGGUUAGAGGGAUGGACAUGCUAUUGCCUAGAGAAUACAAACGAGAGUAAAAUUCGUCAAGACAGGGAUGUCUCAAAAUGCAGUGGAAACGUUGAGGAAAUCUGCGGAGGACGUGGAAAGGUUUCUAUACACAGGCUCACAUUUCCGAAACCAGAAAUUUUGACCUUGAAAGCUGACAGUUUAGGCCUAUGUGCUUACAUGUCCCUCAUACAGUACGGACUACAGGUGAAGACGGGUUCGAACUGCAGUAUACCAAGAGGAGUCGCAUAUUCCGGGAAGUAUAUGUGUACAAUAAAUUGGCGUAAUGCACAUACGGCACCAAUCCCGCCCACUCCCCGUGGCCUACAGGGCCCGUAGCUAGCGUAUAUGCAUGUGUGUUGUGUGUGUGUCUGUGUAUGUGUGUGU